CUAUGCCUUAACAGUUUUGCGUUGUUCCUACUUAUUACUUAAGACGCACAAAAUGACUGCAACAUGAGGACCUGGGUAGAUGACAACAUGAGUUUUGGAGUUUCCAUUGUGUUACACAUACACUGCUCUAGGUCGCAUUCUCAGCUUCUCAAAGACUGCACGACCAAAAAAUGAUGAAACGGACGAGAGUGAAGAUGGUAACACAAAAGAAUGAAAGACCGAUCUAAAAUUUGAACAAAGUAGCACAUAUUUCCCUUUUGCUCGCGUCUUUUUCCUGCUUAGGCGGGUCUAACCACAAGAACAGUGGGCAUAAGGUAUUAUUUCACAUACGAAAGCUAGUAGGAAGGGGAAAAACAAGGAGCUACUAUACUUGAUUCUAUAAUUUCUACAACGUCCUCUUCCUCUAUUGAUUGGUUUCCUAGAGUUAUCAAAAAAUGGAGACCAAGGCAGGCGAAGGCGGUGGCGACUCUGAGAAGUACAUAGAGGAACAUGUGCACCCGCUUUUGGAGCGCCUUGGCGAGGCCAUGGCUGCCGAAAUGCCGGAGGAAGCGGAAGUUUUCGUUCUUGAGUGGCUUGCCAAGGAGGUUGGGGGUACAAAUGUGCCUGCAAAGUUAUGGAGACUCAAAAUAGUUCUAGUUAAUCACAAUCUUCAUCUUCACAGGUAGGUGUGUGGGUUCUUGCUGCUAUCUAUUUCAUUCUUGCGGAUGCUGAGAACGAUUUUGGAGGUAGAAGGUGUUUGUUUCUAUCGUUUUGAUCGCUAACAAAGGCAUCGGCGGCUGGAGCAAGUUCGCCUAAAAAUGGUGGCGUUACUCAACAGCAACGACGCGAGUAUGUGCAGAAAGAGGUGUCCCCAAUGUUGUGGCAGAUUACGUACGAUUGUCUCACUUCCAGACCGCAAAACGUGCCAGUGUUUCUGCUCGAGAAGAUGAGGAAAAGGAAUAGGAAGAACUCGGUACUAGACUUCUGAACGUAUACAUGUGCUCGAUGACUUACCGCUAGCGCGAUAUCUUUUGUCAACGUAGGACGAGGAUGUAUCUAUUACAGUGUAUUAGUUACGUAAGCGUAAAAUUUCUCAAUCAACAUGCUCCAGGUCCGCCAUUCCCAGAACUCUCAGCAUUCGAACGAGAGUCAGUUUUCUAGUGAUAGCGAGGCUGAUAUUGACGAAUCAGAAGUGGAACGAAUGCAGCGAAUGAUGACUGACAGAAGGAUUGGGGUGUCAGCCGAAAAAAUGACCGAAGCUGAGAUGAAGAAUUGUUAUGAUUUCUGGUCUUUCUCUUACAGUGUCCAUCCUUUUGGUAUCUAUGAUGUUGAUACGUCAAGAACGUGUGCACCCGACUCUGAUUCGGAUGCACGCGUGCGCAUGUCUCUUCUCGUUCAGAAUUGGAGGUUUUUUUUUUUUCCACCUCUGACCAAGAUCCCCAGCCCAAGAGGCCUCGCUAAUUCUCGGUCCCUCCUUGUUUCGGGAAGACAGCAGAGGAACGUGUGAAGCUGAAAGGGCUUAUCCGAAGGUCGAAAGACGGAAAAAUGCACAUGCUGUUUGGUCAGGUUAGUGAAACAACACUAGAAAAAGUGAUCGAUGCUGUAGAACUACGGAAAAUCAGCAACGGAACUGACGUGAUCCGACAAGACGAAGAAGGCGAUUUUUUCUACAUCGUGAACGAAGGUCAGUUUGACAUCUACGUGCGCAGCAGCAGUGGUGCGUUGUGUGCCGGGAAUUCGUCUAGUAGUUCAUCAUCUUCGACCCCUUCUGGAGCAGCUUUGCCAGCACUGGGCCAGAAGGUUUUUGAAGCUGGUCCUGGCUUUGCUUUUGGGGAGUUGGCUUUGUUGUAUAAUGCGCCCCGCUCAGCGACGAUUCGAGCCAGUAAAGACAGCGAAGUGUGGAGGCUGGAUCGACAGGCCUUUAGGAUGCUUGUGGUCACAGCACAAGAGGAGAAGAUGAAAGAAUACAUCGCUUUUUUGAAGAUUAUGGAGCGAGUGAAGGACUUCGUUCUCAGAUAGUAAGUAGCAACCCUUGUUGUAUUAUGGGUGUAGGGAAUUCAUCUCCAAAGUCAUCUGGAAGAGAAAGACAAGAGGAAAAAGGGACCCAGAUGAUCCAUGAGAUGAAUUCCCGGCACCUGUAAUUGUAGUUGAAGAUACUACUUGCACUUUGUGGAUAGAUCAUUGCCUACGUACCGCCAAAAUAGUAGAGCAUAGCAAAAAGAAAAAUCGUACAACAAGUCGAAGUACCUUCUUCACUUCGACUCCACCCCUCUUUCCUCUCUAACACCCAAGUGAACAUCUUCGAGUCUCUUUCGCAAAGCGAGCUCGCCAGAUUAGCUGAUGUCGUUCAAGAGGAGGACUUCGAGAUGGAUGAGGCGGUGAUCGAGCAAGGUGCGAUCGAUAACAGCAUGUUCAUUGUUCUCAAGGGGUCUUGUGUAGCGUGUAUCCAGAAAGACGGCGAGGAAGAGCUGGAGGUGAUGCAGUAUGGGGUGGCGGAUUACUUUGGGGAAAUUGCGUUGCUGAAUAAUACACCGAGGUUAUGCCGAUAGUUACCCUUUUCUCUUUUCUAUCUUCCUCUGGUCUGUCUUUUUUCUAGUUAGGUCGGCUCCGCCACAAAUAUAACCUGUAACCUAACCUACUUAACCAAGAAGGCUCACUCCACCUCCACCUCAACCUUUUAGAGCCACUUGCUUCGUUACAACUUGUCAAAGAUGAAAUGCCCCUUUUCUAACACCUCAAGCCAGCGUCUACGCAACCGGAAAGGAGACGGUUUUGUUGAUGGUGGAUUCUCACAGUUUUCGACGUAUCUUAGGUCCCAUACGAGAUAUCUUAAAGCGAAAUGUCGACAACUAUCGAAAAUACGAAGACUUUUGCUCAGGCGUUGAUGAGGACGAUGCGGAACCAGUGGUUUUUACUUUUUUAUCCUCACAUGGUUGAUUGGGUUUUGAUUCAAAGUACGAUGAUGUCGUUUCUUUUCAGUUAUUUCCGUGCUGGCAAUAGUAGAUCAGUUCUGACCAUAUAAGCCUCGGGAAAAAUUAUGGUCUAAUAAUCCGGGGAUAAAUUCACACUCACACACACGGUACCGCGACAACCUAUUCAGACAUCCAACAAGCGAACCAGCGGUGUUGUGGCUACGCAGAAAGUAGUUUCUCAAAGACGGUAUCGAGUCCGCGCAGACAAUGCAGCUCUCCGAAAAUCGACGUCUCCGACUAAUGCUGCUAGGGGGAUGAUGGUCAUGCUCGAAGAAAAAGAGCCGGAAACGUUGAAGGAGAAGGUAGUGAAUUUGUGAAUGCCUGUUUUUGUGAGUUUUGAAGAUCUGCAUUUUUUGGUACUUCCUUCGCGUUGGCGAGCUUUGACGAUCUUGUAGCACUGUAUUGCUUCUAUCAUUUACAGUGUUGCCUAUUAAUUCUCCCCAACCCCCACCACAGAUCGAAGCCGAUUUCAAGCGGCCAGCAUUGGUUGAGCCGAAUGACGCUUUUACCAUCAGAGGCACCGCCAUAUCGGUGUUUGGAAAAUUGCGUGCCAGUCAAAAAUUCAAAGAUGACAAGCCUCUGUCAAUUGUGACGGGAGAAAAAGUCACGAAGCAAGAGGCGCCGGUGGCGGUGGGUGGUACUUCACUUUUAUAGAGGCAUGAUUUUGGCUCGAGCGAUAUAUUUCCAUUCUCGCCUUGCCUUGCCUUACCGCCUCUACGUUUGAAAAGGGGCCGAGACACUAGCUAGGAAAACCACUCCGAGGCGAUAAAGUUGGCCACUUUGUUGCCAAGGCUCAAGGGUUGAAGCAUGCCGCUACCCUCAGAAUGCGCGCAGGGGGGUAUAAGUCCCGGGAAAGAACAGCACCCAAAGAAUUGGAGGGGCAGCCCGUGGCGCUUAGCCUGGUGGGCGCGGCCGAGCAGCUGCAGGAGCCACGGGCGGGCUGACAUGUGAAAGCCGCGGGCGGUGCAUGCCGUUGAGUGUUUCAUGAGCACGAAGCCGGCAGAACUUGCGGAAAAUCUUUACCGGGUACCCGUCUGCUGAUGGGUUGAAAUUACCACCAAAGCGCACACAGCUACCAGGUGGGGGCACUGGCUUCAUGGCGUUCGAAAAGGAGCGCGAUGGGCUUGCGGGUGUGUAGGCUGCCGAAAAAUGAUAAGGCAACGCGGGGGGCACGCUUGGAGGUGGCGCCAACUCUGGCGAGGGUACUAGGGGCCUGCUCGGUGGCAAAGCUUGAGGGCUCGGCGCGGUUCGGGGUAUCGUGUUGAGGCGGGAACGGGGGAAGAGCGAUGGGAAGCAGGCAGCAAAAUGGGAGGCGAUGGCCGUGCGAACUCGGCGGCUGUGCGGAAGGGGGGCGCCUUGCGUGUUUGCCGGGCCUCCGCCACGGGCUUAGGCUUGCCAAGAGGCGAGGGGCCACCUGGGUGCUGGAAAGCGAUGGCGUGCUGAGCUCCGGGGGGUGUGUAAAUAGGCGAGGGCCGCGGACGCGGUUGUGGCUGGAGCUUGCGAGGGAUGCGGCAGAAACAUGGGCGAGAGACUAGAUUCCGGCACGCGUGCGGCGCUUCUGCCCUUUCUCUCAGCAUUGGGCUAAGCCUCAGCGGGCCCGCGUAGCCGACCGCAAGCGGAUGGGCUGUUUUCUUUAUAGCAGCAGGCCUCGGCCCAGCGAGGCCAAACGUCCGCCGGGGUGAGCGGGUGGCCCCCGUGGCUCCCCUGCUGGUUGUCGCUUGGUCGUGUAUGGUUUUUCUUCUUCGCGGGAGGUAUCAGACAGGGUCUUUCUUUGGGCUAGGCGUAGCCAGGCGGUUCUUCCUCUCCCAUGUCUCUUCAUUCAGAUUGUGAUCUUCUCGUACCCUCGUUGCAUGAGCAUAAGUUCCACCGUCAUCGCGAAGCGUAUAAUCGUUCACUAGCUACUACUACUUCCUGUUUGUGAGUUUGUUCCUUUGAGGCUUGGAAUUGUGAAAGAGAAUGAACAACUUAUUCUCCUUGCCAAUCUAUGCAACCAUAACGCCACCAUUGUUCAGAUGAGCCGACCUCUCCCACCUCCGCACCGGUCAGCGCCUCUUAUUCCUACUCUGUGCCCUCGCAGUUGAAGGGCCCGACCGCAGUAUCUAUUGUCCUGCAGAAAGGACAGAAACAUGCAUUCGAUCCGACACCGAAUCAAGACAACUUGUUUUACCACUCAUUGGCGGAUGGAACCUUGCUCCUGGGUGUGUGUGACGGGCACGGACCUUUUGGGCAUAUUGUGUCAUUACGGACGGCGCAGACGUUGCCACAUUUCGUGCUGAAGAGCGAACAUUACAGUACUUCUAAGUACUCUUUCGCACUGUUGUACUAUACCUAUAUUUUUUAUUCACCAAUUUCUUGAAGUCAAUAGGUACUAACAGAUCAAAAUUACUCUAACGAGAACGGCUACAACCCAAUCAAUACGACCUCGGCCCCCACCAUCACUCCACAGUGGUCGACUGGGAAAAGUGUUUAAAGGACGCCUUUGCCAAGAGUAUGGAGGAUUUGGGACAAUUUUCUGCCAGAGAGAACGUAAACUUUGACGUUUCUGGUACCACUGCUGCUGUCAUGAUCCGACAUGAACAACAAAUCCACCUAGCGUGGGUUGGGGACUCGAGUACUAAUAAACUUCCUUUUUGUUCACCUCUCCAUGACGAACAUCCGAGUACUCCAUACUUCAGCGACAACAUGAGUCCUACUGUUCCAGCUACUUUUUCCUCUAUAUUGAACAUCAGAACCUUCUCUUUUUCCCCCAUAAUAUAUUCAACAAAACCUCCAGAUAUCCUCCUCGCAUCGUACAACCGGCACGACAGUACGGAGGUUUUCUCCUCUCGGGCACAUGUGCCGGAGACGGAGAAAGAGCAAGUAGAAAUGUCAGGGGAUGCUGAGGUGCGUGAAAUUGCGGAGGGGAGUUACAGAAUAUAUCUGAAGGGAACCAACGUUCCAGGCCUGACGAUGAGCCGAGCUUUGGGAGACUUCAUUUAUGAAGGGAAUCAAGAAUAACAUACUAGGUAACUUCUUGCACGAAGUAAUGAGUAGCAAUGUAGAACGAAGUAAUCAGUCGUCAAGUCUUUUAUACCCCUGGAGUGGGUACAUUCACUCAUUCACUGACUACACUCACUCCAUACCAGCUUACCUCUACUAGCUUCCCUAGCUUUCGGGCCCCUGUCUGCUACCUUCCUUCACCUUCCGCUACAAGAAAAAGGCAUCACCCACAUUCCGGAGUACAAAACAGUAACGAUGCAGCCUGGUGACGAAUGGUAUGCUAUAGUGGCGUCUGAUGGUAUCUGGGAAUUCCUUACUGCGGAAGAGGUCGUAAAAUUUGCCGGGAAAAAGCUGCGUUUGAAGGGAGUAAAGGAGACUAAUAAGUUAAGAGAGACUUGAGUUCUAGUCCCGAGGAAGGACUAAAGAAAGGUCUAGGUAAUAGUUGAGGACAUAAGUAAUAGUUGAGGACAUGAGGAGUACUAGUUGAGGCAUAAGGAAGGUACAUUGGGUCUGAUUUCUAACCAAUGCCCUGAUCGAUAGCAGUCGCAAACGUUGGGCACAAGUAGAGGGCGACUAUUGCGACGAUAUCGGGUCGAUUUUAGUUCAGUUUAACGCAGGCGCGGGUAAAGGCGGCGCAUCGGCAGCUGGCGGAUGCAAUCAUGUGGUGCACACUGGUAUUCUCUGAGCAUAGAACCACUAGAAGGACGAUAUUAGACAGUUACUCCAUUUAAGCUUUCUGAAUUUUUAUACUCAGCUCCAUGAUCAUGUAGUAGUAGCUUAGUCUGAUACAACUGUUUCUCAACACUGUUUAGACGUGUCCCGAUACGCAACAGGUUGUUCCUCCAGUAGAGUAGUGCUUUUGGGGAGGAGUGCAGAGAUGUUAUAAUAGUAAAGUUCACUAAGGAGUGUCAAUAAGUGCUGUGCCGACUAGGAGCACAUGUGGUACAUUUUGCAAGUUCUUUUUCUUAGUUGGUAGUCGAUUUUUUCAUGUGGGUUUUUGAUUCAUCUCCGAGUAGGUUGUGUUAACGCAUGCUAGUAUUUUUGAACAUUGAGGUCCGUUAUCCCAACUAGUCUGGUUCGUCCUCUUAUUUCCAUAGUGGCCACCACCUCCUAACAGGUAUAUGUUUUCUUCCGUGAGAAUUAGCAUGUUUAGCAUUGUCUUUAUCUAUCCUGUGGUAGAAAUUUUUUACCCUUCUACGAACAAUGUAUUCAAGUUUUUCCCUUUCAAACUUGAAUCAACCAUGAUGUGCUAUGGCUUGCACAGCGCAGUGUACAGAAAAGAUUUAAAGAAUUACAUGGUGUGCUCUUUUUUGGUUUAGUUUUCGGAGAGCGCUUCUUCGCUGUUGCCAGUAAUGUCAUGAUUCUUUCUACCCGCGAUAGAACAGUUUUCAGUAUCAUGGCGGAUUCUUAUUUUGAGGAUUUUCUGCAUCAUAAUGAUAAUCUAUCGUACCUUUCAUGAAUGAUAAUCUAUUGAGUUCUGUGUGCAGAAAGAAACAAUGUAGUUUUUCACGGUCUUUGCAAGGUAAAAUGUUUCCCGCGUUAAGACCUGCAGCAGGCUUGAUGCGAACUGCAAACGCGGGCUUGGGUUCGCACGAAAGGAAGUUACUUUUUCGCAGGUGA
Molecule: messenger RNA, 7550 nt
Organism: Amoebophrya sp. A25
Lineage: Eukaryota; Dinophyceae; Syndiniales; Amoebophryaceae
Source: the annotation of a GenBank genome assembly